Messenger RNA from Fonsecaea monophora, 1887 nucleotides. RefSeq lists its product as hypothetical. Lineage: Eukaryota; Fungi; Ascomycota; Eurotiomycetes; Chaetothyriales; Herpotrichiellaceae. The record is from RefSeq and is a predicted model, not a curated record. Bases 1 to 1887 code for a protein of 628 amino acids. Gene Ontology annotation, molecular function: protein binding. The transcript has 4 exons.
AUGAGUCUCGUCCGUCAGUACUGGUUUGGAUCUUUGAUGGUCGACGUGACUUGCGACUCAAUCCCGCAAGAGCCCUUGACGUGGACGAGGGACGAAUCGCAAGACCACACAUACGUCGCGUUCACCUAUAUUCCGCCGAGGUGGUUAUCAGAUAUGUGUAUCACCGUCUCAAUGACGCCUGCGGCACCUCUACGGUUUCAGAGGUCUCACCUUAAUUUGGACCUUAGAAUUGUCGAUUGCCUGUCAUCCUGCGAUGUGCAGGGUCUCCAGAAAAUGUUCGCGCAGGGGCUGGCCCAUCCCUUCGACCUUAUACCACCUCGCCAAGUGGACGCCGGAGAUUUCUCAUAUUUUCAGCAGCCAAGUUCGGUACUAGAGAUGGCUUCUACCAACCAGGACAGUGACGAGGCUGAACAAAUGCUUGCAGUCCUUAUGGAAAACCAGGCGUACGAGAAGAGAGAUGCCAUCGACUCAGUCAUAGACCGGGGAGUCGACCUUUCAGAUAUCUUGAAUGCAACGCCAUACCAACGACACUCGAUUCUUCUGAUCCUCUACGCUACCGGCCCAAGAGCCUUUGCCCACGACUUUGUACGCCGGCAGGUUGGUCUGCUAGAAUACUAUGACAUGACCCCGGCAAACUCCUGGCUUCUUCGAACCAUUGCCCGGUCGGAACCUGGGUUUCGAUCUAAGUUGGUCUGCGAACAACAAGAACUAUGCGGUCAACCUAAUGGCAAUAAUUGCAAGAAAACUGGACCAGACAUCUGUCUACAGACGCAGUUGAAAGAUAUGCGCGAGGCUGAUGCCGAAGAGAGAGACCUCUAUUUAUCAACUCUGUGUGCGGGAGGACCUGCCGCAGAACUUGACGCCCUCCUAUGGUAUCCAGGCGAGCUCCCUGAACUUAACCCCAAGCACGAGGGUGGCAGGUUCCUUCGGCGGUAUCUUGAGAUAUCUGCCGCCUUCGGCAACAGCCCUGUCUUCAGACGUUUGAUUCAUGCCGGUGCUGACACUACCAGCCGUCAAUACCACCUAUGGAAUGUAAUAACAGGGAAUUGCAACGUGACUUGCUAUUUCAACACCUUCGGUGACCAGAUCAAAUUACGAUCUGACAUGGCGGAGAUGCUCUUACCAGAUGCUUCGCCGUCGCUUGCUUCGUGUUUGACGCCUUUAAUGCCCUACCUGAUGGUCCCAGCUACCUCACGAGCCAGUUACUCGCAAUCGCACUACCUGACUAGCAUCCCGAGGAUACCUACAGCGCGGAUGCCCGGUGGAUUAGCAAUGAGAUACACACCCUACUACAUCAUCGGAUUGUAUGGCCCUUUUCCAGCCGAAGAUAAUAUUCCAAGACUUUUGGUGGCAGAGGGGUUUUCAAGGAGAGCAGUAUCAGCGACUCUCUUAGGUGCAGCUGUUCUUCACGGAGACCAAACUAUCCUCGCAACAGUAUUAAGUGAGAAUAGUGAGUUGGAGUGGGAGGACAUCAAUGGUUUGACUCCACUAAUGAUGGCCAUUAUCUUGCGAUCCUUUGAAUCUGCAAGGAAAUUGCUGCUGCACGGCGCUGAUGCAGAACGUAUCAACUCCCAUGGAUUCUCAGCCAGACAGUUGAUCUUCAAGUUGAGAGAUCUGUGUGAGGAAGAUGAGGAAGAAUAUAUGCAAUCUCUACGUGAGGAACUUUGUGAGGAUGUGAGCUUUUUCAUCGACACUGUCUUCCCCUCAAAGAGAGAUUACAGAGGCACAUUCGAGGAGUUCAAUGAUGCAAUUGAUUUGCUGGGGUUCGACGACAAGGACGAGCAAACACAAGUCGAUGCGACUACCCAGGUCAUUCCAAAAAGACUAGGCAAGCUUUACCUUCUUUCCGACCAUACUCAUGUACUAAUUUGUGCUCAGAAGCUAUGA